GCCGGAAGCUGUAGUCGGGGCACGCGGGGGCCGCCGGGAGCUGUGUGUGUCGCGGCCGCCCAGUCAGCGUCGUGCUGCCCGCCCAGCACUCGGAACCCACAGCCGCCGCCCAGGGGGAUGCGGGAGCCCCUGGUUUCGGGGAGCAGAGAGGCAGGCGGGGUGAGGGGCGUUGCCAGGCAACGGGCGAGCGCCGUGGUUGGGCAGGAGCCGAGGACGGUAUGUCCCAGGCCCCAGGAGCACAGCCGAGCCGGCCCUCCGUGUAUCACGAGCGGCAACGCCUGGAGCUGUGUGCCGUCCACGCCCUCAACAACGUUCUGCAGCAGCAGCUCUUUAGCCAGGAGGCUGCCGACGAGAUCUGCAAGAGGGAUCCAUCAACUCUUUCACACCAAGGCCAUGCUGGAGACCCAGAGAUGAGUCCAGUGUUGGCCCCAGACUCCCGGCUGAAUCCCCAUCGCAGCCUCCUGGGCACCGGCAACUAUGACGUCAACGUGAUCAUGGCCGCCCUGCAGGGGCUGGGCCUGGCCACCGUGUGGUGGGACCGAAGGAGGCCCCUGUCCCAGCUGGCCCUGCCCCAAGUGCUGGGACUGAUCCUGAACCUGCCCUCACCCAUGUCUCUGGGGCUGCUGUCCCUGCCACUCCGCCGGCGGCACUGGGUGGCCCUCCGCCAGGUGGAUGGCGUCUACUACAACCUGGACUCCAAGCUGCGGGCGCCUGAGGCCCUGGGGGACGAGGACGGCGUCAGGGCCUUCCUGGCGGGGGCACUGGCUCAGGGCCUGUGCGAGGUGCUGCUGGUGGUGACCAAGGAGGUGGAGGAAAAGGGCUGCUGGCUGCGGACAGACUGACCCCCGCGGAGGAGAGGACCAGGCCACCGUCUGCUGGCUGCGGACAGACUGACCCCCGCGGAGGAGAGGACCAGGCCACCGUCCGUGCGGUCCCCGUGCAUCCACGUCUGGCUCCUGAACGCCAGGGAAGGACCCCGCGGAGGCCCAGCCCCUUUUCCGCACCCCCUGCUCCCCAAUGCCGCCGCUGCCUCAAUAAAUCUGCUGAUUUGC
Molecule: messenger RNA, 1052 nt
Organism: Herpailurus yagouaroundi (jaguarundi)
Lineage: Eukaryota; Metazoa; Chordata; Mammalia; Carnivora; Felidae
Gene: JOSD2
Product: Josephin domain containing 2
Exons: 6
Coding region: 219-842 (207 amino acids)
Biological process (GO): protein deubiquitination
Molecular function (GO): cysteine-type deubiquitinase activity
Source: RefSeq, a predicted model, not a curated record